AUUUUUAUAUAUAACAUUCAUAUUAAGCUAGUUCAUGUAAUAUUUAUAAAUCAAGGUAAAUUAUACAGAUUUUUAAAUUCUCUCGGAUUAGUAUUUACAAAUCCGGGGGUUUUUCCUCGGAUUUGAGUUUUUGUAUUUUAACAAAAAAAUCUAUACAAAUCUAUUCAAAUCCUUUAUUAAAUCAAAUCUAUAAGUAAAUCCUUACGAUUAAAUAACACUUGAUUUGGAUUAGAAUUUAUAAAUCAUUAAACCAAUAACACAUGAUUUCAAUAUGGAUUUUAAAAUCAUAGAACCAAUAACACUAGAUUUGUUUGGAUUUUUAAAUUCAUUAAAAUACACUAACCAAUAACCUCCGGUUAGUUGUUUUCUCAGUAACAACUCCACACUAUCACGUACUUAGACUUGUACACUUUAACUAGUACAACUCUAGGCUCUACUUCUACUAACCACUCUUAACAACUCUAACAACUAUACCUUAGGUAGACUUUAACCAACACCAACACUCCUUAUUGUAGACUUAUAGGUUUUGUCUAAACAAAUGGUUAGUUGCAUGUUGACUUUGUUUGUUAUGACCAAGUCACAGCUCAACUCCUCUUCGGUUUGUAACCAGUGUCAGGUGGCAUCUUCUCCCACUUUGACUUUCUUCUUCUAUGUAAUUGUAGGAGGUGGAUUGCAUCCCCUUUCAAAGCGCAUCAGGUAGAAGAUCUGGUCCAUUAGAGUUGAAUAACAGUUUGGUUCCGCGAGCUGAGCGAUGAAAUACCAGUUCAGCUUGUGACUGCUUUUAGCCGACCCAAACAGGUGACUAAAAGCGAUCACCUCGACGGCUUGGCUCGUAGGCCCGACGGGUUAAAAUCCAUCAAACAAGGCGAUUUAGGGAAAGAAAAAAUGAAGGACAGCUAUAUAAGGAAGGAAGAAGACACACUUGGGAUAUAAUUAAAGUUUUACUUGCUUCAUAUUCUUGUGGAUUUGUACUUUUCCGGUGAAUUCCAUUUUUUUUUUUUUUUUUUUGAAAAAAGGGCAUGAAUUCCAUUUUCACCGGCUUGAUUCUUCCUUACUUGUAACUGACAAACUCUUUCUAGAUCUAAUAAAACGCUUUUGUUACUAACUCACUGACGAGUUUCGUCUCUCUCAAGUUUCGUCUCUCUCACUUGUUUCCGACCAAACUCUUGGUCACUUUUUCUUUUUCUUGUCUGGCAAGGGCCACUUCUUCUCGCUUGAUUCUUCCACUCUUUAUAUGUUUAAUCGAAGGUUAAAAUUCCAACAGUUACACCAUUUCAAUUUUAGUGCAAAAAGAAAUCUAGAAGCUCCUCCUAGCAGUUACACUUGUUUUCUUAAUCCUUAAUUGUCUUGCGUUUACAUAGACACCUAAAGUCUUUGCGUUCACAAGAGGAAAAAAAAUUAGAGUCAAACCUAAUUACAAAUAUUAGUGUGUUUAUUUAUUUGCUUUAACUUAUACUCUUUAAUUUCCUUUUUGCAUUCCUCGGUAAUUAUUAUUAUUAUUUUGUUUACAACUCAUAUACGAACAUUGCCGAUUUUUUUUCAUUGGAUUGCCAAAUAUAAGUGUGAUGAUCUUAGAAAAUCACUAAGCUUUUUAACCAGUAAAAAAAACACUAAGCUAAAAACUUUGGCUCAUUUAUCGUAAUUUGUUUUUCCUGUUAUAGAUAUAGUGUUUUACUAAGGAAACAGUAGGUCGUGCGAUUACGACGGAAGAGAGAGACGUCAAGAAAAGGGAAAAGUUGGAAGUGAUAUACGUACAGCGUUAACUGUGUAGAGAGGGGCUCAUGCAUUAAAAAAGUCCAAGUGGUAUACGUAAGCGUUAUCUGAUUAAAGGGACAUGAAACAUCAAUCAUUCAUGAACUUGCCACAUAUCUUAUUUCUAUCAUCUUUGGUCAAAUAACUCGACAUAUUAGUCAAAAAACAAAAAAAAACUCGACAUAUCAAACAUUAAGACAUGUGACUUUUAGGCAAAUAAAGUCGACCUUUUUUAUGUUUUCUUUUCAAUUUAUAAUGGAGUUGAAUUUCUACAACCUGGAAGCAGAUGCGUAAUGGGAAACAAGAUCCCAGGAAAUAUAGCACCAGUCUCUUAUUCGCUAAUAUACUUGAUUUAAAAUAAAAACAAAUGAAAGAUGCCAUGGACAUAUUGACUUUUAGUCCUUGGUAUCUUUAAUUAGUCUUCUUCACCUGUCACCGUGACCGCCAGGUAUUGUUCCAAAGUCAAUGUUUAGGGAUAUAGCCACCAAAGACGACCAGACGAAAACUCUAAAUGUACAAUUAUAUAACCAAUAUUGUAUGUGGCUGAUCACUGAUGAUAAUAUUUGUAAUUUGUGAAUAACAAAACAAGUUCACAUACAAAGAAUCGCCUUAUAUGAGAUAUGUUGAUCGUGUUCUCAGUCCUUCUCUUCUUUAUCAUCAUCACAAGCUUCUUAGCAAGUUCAACAUCUGUUUCACCAUCUCUCCAUUCAGAUGAGUUGAAUGCGCUAGAGAAGAUAGCUACUACACUUGGAAUCAAGGGACUGAACCUAAGUUAUGGAGACCCUUGCAGUUUAGGAACCCUGAAGAUGAUGCAGGACGUUGAUGUUAUUUCGAAUCCGGACACUGGAAACAGCACCAUUCGUUGUGAUUGUAGCUUCAACAAAAGCACCACUUGCCAUAUAACAAGCAUAGAUCUGAAGACCCUUGGCCUUCCAGGAAAACUUCCACCAGAGUUGGCUAACCUUCGAUAUCUACAAUCUAUAGACUUGUGCAGAAACUACCUUACGGGCUCAAUCCCAAUGGAGUGGGCUUCAUUGCCAUACCUCACUUCCAUCUCGCUCUGCGCGAAUAACUUGUCUGGGCCUUUACCAACUGGGUUACAGAACUUCAAGAAUCUUACAGUCCUAGGGGUUGAAGCCAAUCAGUUCUCUGGUCCAAUUCCUGAGGAGCUUGGUAACUUGACCAAGUUAAUACGGCUGCAUCUUACCUCCAAUCAAUUUACAGGAAACUUGCCUAACUCUCUAGCUAAACUGGUGAACCUUGAGGAUUUUAGGGUUAGUGACAAUAACUUCAAUGGUACCAUCCCAAAAUAUAUCGGCAACUGGUCUCGGCUUCAAAGGCUAGGUAUACUGGCAAGCGGACUGAAAGGUCCUAUUCCUGAUGCAGUCACUCGCCUAGAAAAUCUUAUUGAUAUGAGUAUUAGUGAUACAACUGGGAUAAACUCCUUUCCAAAUAUGUCCAGCAAAGCCAUCAGAAAACUGAUUUUGAGGAAUGUGAGCUUGUCUGGUGCAAUUCCUUCUUACAUAUGGAAUUUGCCAGAGCUAAAGACUUUGGAUUUAUCGUUUAACAGCUUGACUGGCGAAGUUCGUGGAAUUCAAAGUGCACCAAAAUACACCUAUUUGACUAGAAAUAGACUUUCUGGAGACGCUGGAUCAGGUGUUUUUCUCAAUAGCAAAUCUAAUAUUGAUAUCUCGUACAAUAAUUUCUCUUGGUCGUCUAGCUGUCAGGAAAAGAGUAACAUUAAUACAUACCAGAGCUCAUAUUUAAAGAACAACUUAACUGGGCUUCUUCCAUGUGCUGGUCCAAUCAACUGCACAAGCUAUCAGCGAACACUACAUAUAAAUUGUGGUGGAGAAAACACAGUCAUUAAAAACUCCUCUCAUAAAAUCAGCUACGAAGCUGAUGAUAGUACUGUCUAUUCGGCGACAAACCAACACUUCAAAACAUGGGGAAUUAGUAACACAGGUGUAUUUGCCGCGGAUGAACAUAGUGAGAAUGAUACAUACAUCAUUUCAGCUCGUUCAAAACUACCUGGAGAUUCUCCUAAUCUUUAUAAGACUGCACGUAGAUCUGCGCUCUCACUUGUUUAUUAUGCGUUUUGCUUGGAAAAUGGACCCUACAAUGUGAAACUCCUUUUUAUGGAGAUUCAGUUUUCAGACGAAGAACCAUUCAGUCGUCUUGGCAGACGCAUAUUUGAUGUCUAUGUUCAGGGAGAACUGUUCUUGAAGGAUUUUAACAUCAAAGAGGAGUCUAAGGGGACUAUGACUCCUGUUGUGAAAGAAGUGAAAGCUGUAAAUGUGACCAAUCAUAUGUUAGAGAUUCAGCUGUAUUGGGCGGGCAAAGGGACAACCCUCAUACCUAAAAGAGGAAACUAUGGUCCUCUUAUUUCUGGAAUCUCCUUGUGUCACCACAGUAUGGAGCCACAAUGUGGAGCGGAAAAGAUAAGACAUCAAACUAAUUAUCCACUAAUUUUUGGGACAAUAGCUGCCUUGGUAACAAUUAUUCUUUUGGCUUUGGGAAUAUAUGCUUGGAGAAGAUGCAUAAGAGACAAGAAUACAAGCGAACAAGAUCUAAGAGUCCAGGGUCUGCCAACGGUUUGCUUUACCUGGAGGCAACUGCAAGCUGCAACAAACAAUUUUGAUCAAGCCAACAAACUUGGAGAAGGAGGUUUCGGAUCCGUAUUCAAAGGAGAGCUGUCAGAUGGAACUAUCAUAGCAGUCAAACAGCUCUCUUCCAAGUCACACCAAGGAAACCGUGAGUUUGUGAAUGAGAUAGGAAUGAUCUCAGGUCUGAACCAUCCAAACCUUGUCAAGCUUUAUGGAUGUUGUGUCGAGAAGAACCAAUUGAUGCUUGUUUAUGAGUACAUGGAAAAUAACUCCCUUGCUCAUAUGCUUCAUGGAAAGAGUUCCUUGAACCUGGACUGGAAAGCAAGACAAAAAAUAUGUGUUGGAAUUGCAAGAGGGCUUGAGUUCCUUCAUGAAGGAUCAAUGAUCAGGAUGGUUCACCGUGACAUAAAGACCACAAAUGUGCUUCUAGACGCUGACCUAAAUGCAAAGAUAUCUGACUUUGGAUUGGCUAGGCUACAUGAAGAAGAACAUAGCCACAUUAGCACAAAGAUUGCAGGAACCAUCGGAUACAUGGCUCCAGAAUAUGCACUAUGGGGUCAGUUGUCAGAGAAAGCAGACGUGUACAGCUUUGGGAUUGUGGCAAUGGAAAUUGUUAGUGGACAGAGCAAUACGAAACAAAAGGGAAGUGCUGAUCACGUCUCGCUUAUCAAUUGGGCAGUGAAGCUGCAACAGAAAGGGGACAUAACGGAGAUAGUGGAUCCAGUUCUACAAGGUGAUUUCAACACCAAAGAAGCAGUAAGGAUGAUCAAAGUUGCUAUUGUUUGCACAAACUCGUCUCCUUCCUUAAGACCAACCAUGUCAGAGGUUGUGCAAAUGCUGGAAGGAGAGGUAGAAAUAACACAGGUUCUUUCAGAUCCUGGUUUAUAUGGACAUAACUGGAGCAUCUCAAACCUCAGGGACAUUGAUACAGAUGGUGGCUUGAGCACGUCUGUUGUGACCGAUCAAACGGCAACAACAAUGAAAUCGUCGGUUUCUGGUUGUGAUCUCUACCCAUUAUACCCUGAAUCCAUGAUCUUAAACUCCACAGUGGACUUUUCUUCCUCGUCACUGUAAAGCUGUGUGCGUUGUUGCCUUGUGUCUUACGAGAGACAAAAGGCUUGUAAGUUGUCUUAUAUUAGUAAGAUGUCUGAAACCUUACAGUAGCUUAAUUUACAUGUAUAUACAUGAUUUUUGUGUUACAGCUAAUCUUCUUGUACAUGCUUGGUUGCUUACAAGAAUCGUUCGGUUUGGUUUUGUA
Molecule: messenger RNA, 5616 nt
Organism: Brassica napus (rape)
Lineage: Eukaryota; Viridiplantae; Streptophyta; Magnoliopsida; Brassicales; Brassicaceae
Product: probable LRR receptor-like serine/threonine-protein kinase At1g29720
Exons: 25
Coding region: 2373-5432 (1019 amino acids)
Biological process (GO): protein phosphorylation
Molecular function (GO): protein binding; ATP binding; protein kinase activity
Source: RefSeq, a predicted model, not a curated record